AUGGAAACUACUUCUGUUUCCUACAUUCGUGAUGUGUGCCUUGGCCUAGUACAUGGAGUUUAUUAUAGUCGAUGGCAUCUCUUCCAUUCGUAUGCAGUUGUGCCUGUGGGGAUUAUCAUCUUGCUUAUGAUUCUUUAUGGACUUAACCAGCUUUUGACCCAAUGUUUUCAAAAUUACGUUUCCUUGUUCUGUGUUGGGCAUGUUGAUCAACUUGGUGGUUCUUUGCACCUUGAAUGUUUUGUCACAGCUUCUGGGUCCGGAGAGGUCGUUGCGGCAGCGUGUUGGGUCAACAUCGUUAGCUUUGCUUACUCAUUAUUUGACAUUAAUCAAGCCGUCGAUGAACUUUACCUUGAAAUGGAUCAAUGUAUUUUUCAUUCCAUCGUUCAUCAUUUUGCCGCUUUCAGACCCCAUAAGUUUCAUCGAGUGCCUCAAGAUAGCGGCUGUGUUUGUGGUGGGGUUUUUGGCUCUCUUUUUUCCUUGACGUAUACAUCAUUUGGGGUUUCAAGCAAGUAUUGGCACUCUUUAAUUUGCUUCCAGAAACAGAAAAUGCCGCUACGUCUUCAGACGAAGAAUUUGCAGAAGACAUAG
This is a messenger RNA of Meyerozyma guilliermondii ATCC 6260, 588 nucleotides long. RefSeq lists its product as uncharacterized. The transcript has a single exon. The coding region runs from base 1 to 588 and encodes 195 amino acids. The record is from RefSeq and is a predicted model, not a curated record. Lineage: Eukaryota; Fungi; Ascomycota; Pichiomycetes; Serinales; Debaryomycetaceae.